Molecule: messenger RNA, 4752 nt
Organism: Drepanopeziza brunnea f. sp. 'multigermtubi' MB_m1
Lineage: Eukaryota; Fungi; Ascomycota; Leotiomycetes; Helotiales; Drepanopezizaceae
Biological process (GO): regulation of ARF protein signal transduction
Molecular function (GO): guanyl-nucleotide exchange factor activity
Source: RefSeq, a predicted model, not a curated record
AUGCCGUUAUCAGCCCCGAGGCGCGUCGGCGCUUCCAUCAAUAUCGAUACCGGCAGCAAGGGAAGUAGGAGGGAGAUCCCCCCCCGGCGGAGUCUCUCCAGGACAGAGACGUCUCGCCCGACCAUAAAUACGACGUUCGCUGCGGGCCGGGCGCUCAAUGGACGAUCGGACCCGAGGGAGACUUUUCUAGACGAUAUCACACCCAUCGAUUCGGUGAACAGAGGAGGCAAUGAACGGGAAGGCGGAGGAGGGCGUCGGGACUCCCACGACCUAUCUUUGAGCCCGCGCCAAGUGACCCGCGAUUCGCUGGUCGAUAAUAUGCUGAUGUCCUUCGACCAAUUUGCGUACGGGAACGAGAGAGACGUCUACGGCAGAAAACUCACACACGAUGAGGCGCAGUUGUAUGCAUCCUUCGCAGGCCCGGACUCGUAUCAGCCAACCCAGCAUUUGGCGUCGAGAAACGGACAUGGCGCGGGGCAUACGUAUUCGUUCAGCUCCGACUUCGACUCUGCGGACGACCUGUCUCGACAUCCCGGAGGCUCCCUCUCGCGAGAAAGGAGGAGUAUGAGCAUUUCCAACUUCCAGAGUAACUUGGGCAGGGGGAAUAGCCUGCGGAAGGACGGCACGGCAUCGUUCUCGGGCUCGAGAGCUCCACCGCCGCAACAAGUCCCCCAUCGAGUACUACAUACCCGGAGUGGAAAGGGAAGCAAGGGAAACAGUGCUACGAGUGUUGAGUUGGGUUACGCGCAAGGGACAGGCAAUCAACGCUGGGUACAUGGACAGGCUGGACGCUCUUCGAGCUUCGACUACGGGAGCGACCGAGCUGCGAUGAAUGUGACCUCGCACGCCGGGCCUCGACAAAUUGAGGCAGUGGCUCCCUCUUUCAACCAAUACGACUACGAUGCGGCGCCGACGCCUACCAUACCCGUCGGUCCUCGAAGGAUGAUGCCGCCGUCGGCAGCAAUGGGCCCAGUGACAGAUUCGGUGCAGCCAGAGCCGCCACAAAAGCUGGAGAGGAGACGGAGCACCAAAUCUUCCAAAAGCGGAUACAAGGGGAGACUGGGAGCAAAUAACCCAGCAAGGUUCGAUCACGGUCUGAUCGAUUGUUCUCGUGAGCUACCGCCCAUGCCCGCGUUCAUCAAGGAAUCCGCAACGGCUCCAGCACCGCUGGGCGGCGGUGGAAGAUCCAAGGAACAGAGCACAACCCGUGCGCAACCUAAGGAGCGGCCUGGAUUCUUUAGGAGAGUUUUUGGCUCGAGGAGUAGCCCUGCGGUGCCGACUGCCUCUCCGCCCUCGCACGGUUCCACGACAUCUGCUGAAACGACGGAUCGGCCGCGUGGCCGUCCCCAGCAUAUCGGCACCCAGAUCAAGGUACAACAUACGCAGUCGCCACCGGAAGUUCCUCCUUCGCCCCCACCGAGAGAGCAAGCGCAUGUUCUCUCCAAGAGGCCCUCAUCGUUCUUCAGGCGGCGGAAGAAGUCUAUUCGUGAGGCCGAGCCCCCAGUCCCUACGGUCCCGCAUUUCGCGUCACAGAUUACUGAGAGGGAGCCGUCGAGGGUGGCUCCGAGCCCAGUCAGUAGCCUCCGGACAGUCAUGAAUCCAUAUCUGAAGACCCCGGCCCGAACCCCCGUCGAAAUAGCGCCCCAUGCUGCUAUAGACCGGCAAAUGAGUGACAGCCCGGAGCCCAAUGAUCGGACCGUGAGGGGCUUCUCUCCAGACUACGAUCCCGACCGGAGCGCGACCAUCAGGGCUGUGCGACCAGUCGAGCGGUAUUCAACGGACAAUUCGUCAGUCCCGCCUCCGACUCAACCAACUCCGGCAUCCACUUCGCAGACCGGAAUGUCUCGCCAGGGCAGCUCGAGGGACGUAGGCCACGCUAAUUUCCUGCCGAACAGCAGUGAUAAUGAUCCGGGCACAGAUUCCACCCCAAACUCAGUACAUGGUCCCGAGAAGAAAUGGUUUGCUGAACAUACCAUUUUACCGCCGUCGGUUUCGAAGCAGAUAGCGCUGGUCGCAGAUUACGAGAGAGCGUAUGUCAGACGCUCGCCCUCCGCAACAAAGCCAGAAAUGGGCCGGGCAUCACCGACCAAUGAUUCCCCUCGCAGCCCCACCUCGUCUAAUUCAAGUAUAGAACCGACAUCAACGCGAGCAGAAGCGCCCGCGAAGGAUGAAGAAUGGGUGAUGCUGACGCCAGAAAAACUGGGGAGCCAGCAAGAUGUCCAGGAAAAUCGUGUCUACCUUGAAGCUUCAUCAUCGUCAGAAGAAGAUGGCACAGAGCCGGCCUCGGGCUUGAAUUCGACCCCGGAAGAAUUACGAAGCAGCAUAGUUUCUGGGUCGACUGAGACGGCAUACAAAUCCGCAACCAGCCUGCCGAUUCUGCAAAUCGAGGGCAGAGAAGAGAGCGCGUCUCCAUCACAGAAGAGCGGGCUUCUAUCGGAUGCCGACUGCUGCAAACCUUUCGAUUCCGAGAGCACGGUUACGGACGAGACUUUACCAAGCGAGGGUGACCGCGAUAAUGCAAGAAAGAUAUAUGAUGGCAAUGAAGACUUCAUUCUGAAGGAGAGAGCGGCUGCCUGGCUCGGAGAAGACAACCCCAUUCACCUGCGAACAUUGGUGGCUUACAUGGAGCUUUACAAUUUCACCAACCUGAACAUUCUUGCUGCGCUGCGUCUCAUGUGCGGCAAGUUAGUUCUGAAGGCCGAAAGUCAACAAGUCGAUAGGAUUCUGAUCAACUUUUCCAAGCGGUGGUGUCAGUGUAACCCUAACCAUGGGUUCAAAGGGAUCGACAUCGUCCACACGAUCUGCUAUUCGAUCCUCCUGUUGAAUACAGAUUUGCAUCUUGCGGAUAUCGACCAAAAGAUGACCAGGAGCCAGUUUAUAAAGAAUACCAUGCCCACAGUCCGGAGAAGCGUGGCGGAUUUGCCGCCCGACACGUUUGACCCAUCAAGGCCUUCGAUCUUGCCCGGGAAGGGUUCAACCUUCGAGUCUAUCAAGUCGGAUGAUAGCUGCCCGGCGAGUACAGAGAAACAUUCGGUCGAAGUCGAACGCCCCUCGUGGAGAGCAUCCUUCAAACCUGCUCCGCGGAUGGACUCGGACGGGACAGUGCCCACGCCGCUGGACUACGACACCCCUGUUGAUGAUUGCGGGCCGCUGGUCAAAGCACCCUUCAAUGGUACCUUACGAACAUGGGAGGUACAGGUCGAGAUCGUGCUGAAAGAUUUCUACAACUCUAUCCGGAGUGAACGCCUGCCCUUGUUCGGCGCGACUACAGACAGAUCGCUCCUUCAGGCCCCUUCGUCGAACAGCCUGUCACUAUUCACGAAUGGGGUGCUGCGAAGAUCGCCCAGUGUGUUGAGCAAAGCGCCAUCAGAAGCUCAGAGUUAUGUGCGGGGCAGAACAGCCGAGACAUUACGAGUGGGCAACGGCAAAUGGUCGAGUAAGAAUCGGUCCCGACCUCGUCUGUAUUCCGGUUCGGGAAUAAAUUCCAGCCGAACCAGCCUGGACGAUCAAUCUUCCACGUGGAGCCCAUCUGUUUCAACCAGUACGUGGAGCAAGUACUCGCUUGGAAAGACGCCAACAUCCAUGUCUGUUGACUCUAUUGGCUCGGGAUUUGUUCAGGGUGACUACCAGCAGUCCAUCGGGUUCGCCAAUGCUCUCAGCCAAGCAAUCAUCCGCGAGGAGACCAUCGGAAGUGCUGGGAGUACGGGUAGUGAGCGUGGAGAGUACGACGAGCCUCGGGUUGCCCCUUUGCUGGAAGAUGAAUCUCUGGAGUUGCAUGGGGCUCCAUGGGCGAAAGAAGGAAUUGUCAAGCACAAGCAUCACCUGGAGGCUCUGGAUAAGAAAGCGAAGGACCGCAAUUGGAACGAGGUAUUUGCCGUGAUCGAGAAGGGCUACAUGAGCUUGUUCUCCUUCUCGUCCAAGAGCAAGAGCAAGGGCAAGGCUGCUGGAGGAGUCGUCGGGGGUGGUAAUUGGCAGGAGAACGCCAAGAGCCUCGGCUCAUUCCUCCUCAGGCAGACCAUUGCCAGUGCGCUUCCAUCGCCAGGAUAUUCUAAGGCGCGUCCCCAUGUCUGGGCCCUGUCACUGCCAACGGGAGCUGUUCAUCUCUUCCAGGUCGGUACUCCGGAUAUCGUCAAGGAGUUCGUUUCGACGGCCAACUAUUGGAGUGCCCGCCUAUCGAACCAUCCCCUUGUGGGCGGCAUCUGUAACAUCGAGUAUGGUUGGUCCGACGCCGUCGUUAACAACUCGCUGGUCCACGCUAUCAACGAGUCGACCAGACCAUCGACCAGACAUAGCAUGCAGAGUUCUCGAUCUCUACGCUCUAGCGUGGAUCAUCCCUACGGUACAUCCUUCAAAGCUCGACUCCCUGGAGACAAGAUCACCAUCUCGGACUGGACACCACCAACUCAGAGCAUGAGGGCAAGCAACCUGAUGGAGGCCGAUCAAUUGCGCACUCUGUCGGACUAUGUUGCUGGUAUUGAGGAGGAGCUGCAAAAACACAACGAGUUGCGAAGCCCUAUGUUGCUUGCCUUUACCCCACGGCAUCCUAAUUCCCAGAAAGCCAUGGCAAACUGGGAAAGAAAAUCCUCUUAUCUUCUCCGCGAGAUUGUCAAGUUUACCACGUACAUCGACUGCUUACAAGCUGCCGAGGCGGGCAAGCAGGCAAUAUACUCGGAACGCGCAGAACGACUCGUACCUGAGGGCAACGACGAUGAUAGCGAUGAUGAUGCUAAUAAUACGCUCCGACCAGAGUAA